AUGCAGCCAUACUCGAGGUUCGGUGGAACGAGGAAAUGCUUCUACGAAUUCCAGUUGUUGGUAAACUGCCACACUUCAGCAGACACAACGAAUAAGAAACAGUGCUUGCCGGCGUUCGAGGAUUACAACGAAUGUCUACAUGGUCUCAAAGAGCGUGCUAAAGCCAGAGCAUUGAUUGACCAAUUGGCUGAAAAUGAGCAGAGCGGAAAGGGAAUCAAAGCUACUGAAUUGUACAAGAAAAGCAACCAAAUAUAUGAAAACUUGAACUUGGUAACAAAGGAAGACAAGUAA
Messenger RNA from Lodderomyces beijingensis, 291 nucleotides. Lineage: Eukaryota; Fungi; Ascomycota; Pichiomycetes; Serinales; Debaryomycetaceae. The record is from the annotation of a GenBank genome assembly.